GGAGCCUGAUGUCUUGGCGUGAGCUUCUUCCCCCUUCCCUGGUGAUCUUAGCUGGGCUGAUUGGGAUCCUGCUGCUUUGUGUCACCACUAAAGAUGUGCAGAACCCUCCCAGGUGCAAGUACGGCAUCGUGCUGGAUGCUGGCCCAUCCCGCACUACCCUGUUCAUAUACCAGUGGUCAGCCAGCAAAGAGAACAAUACGGGGGUGAUCAGUGAACAUAGCUCCUGUGCUGUGCAAGGUCCUGGAAUCUCCAGCUACUCCAGAUCCCCGGGGGAAGCUGGGAACAGUUUAAAGCUAUGCCUCGGCCAGGCAAUGAAGGAAAUCCCUAAGGAACAGCAUGACCAAACCCCUAUCUAUUUGGGAGCGACUGCUGGCAUGAGGCUGCUGAACCUCACCAGUCCCACUGUGUCAGAUACUCUGCUUGCCGCUGUCACCGCCACGCUGAAGUCGUACCCCUUUGACUUUCGGGGGGCAGAAAUUCUGUCCAGUCAAAACGAGGGGGUGUUUGGCUGGGUCACUGUUAACUAUCUUCUGGAGAACUUCAUCAAGUAUGGCUGGAUUGGGCGGUGGAGCCGCUCCAGGAAGGGAACAGUUGGAGUCAUGACCAUAGGAGAAGCCCCAACCCGGCUCACUUUCAAGAUCAAAGAAAGGAGCACAGAUCCUGAGAACGAAGUGACCCUGCGGCUGUACGGGCAAGAACACAGGGUCUACACCCACCACUUCCCGUGCUCUGGCACAGACCAGCUCCGCCAGAGGCUGCUCUUGAAAGCCAUACAGGACCACGGCUAUGUGAGAGAUGUGUCUAAUCCCUGCUGGCCUCUCUCCUAUCCCCGGGCGGUUCGGUUCGGUUCUGUGCAUGAUGGGCCCUGCACUGGAAGUAACGCCUCUUUAAGAACACCUACCUCUGAAGAUGUGUUUCAAGUAACUGGCUCCAGCAACUCUUCUGCCUGCAGGAAACUCAUGGGAAGUUUGUUCGACUCCUCCUUGUUCUGCGGCUUCUCACAGUGUUCCCUAAAUGGAGUUUUCCAGCCCAACAUAACUAGAUUUCAGGUGAUUUCCGAGGCUCUGGAUCUUGUGAAGAAGAUGACGCCCUCUACCGACCUGGGCCAGGCAGUCGACUCAUUCUGUGGGCUGUCUGUGGAAGAGCUGAGCAAGAGGUUUCAGAUGACACCAGACAGUCUUGCUGAUCACUGUUCCGUAUCCACGUUCAUCUACUAUCUAAGUACAAGGGGAUUCCUGUUUGAUUUGGACAGCUCUGGCCAGAUUACAUUCCAGGAGAAGGUUGGUAACCUAUCAGCUGGCUGGGCUCUUGGGUACAUGCUGAAUCUGACCAACACCAUCCCAGAGGAUAAGCUGAGCUCCCUGAAAGCGAUUGAAUAUGGGAUCUGGCCCUUGCUCUUUAUCCUCUUUGUCCUGAUGCUCACUGGCUCUUUCACGCGCAUCGCAUACCGUGUGAUGGCUAAGGACAACGGAGAGGACCGCAUCUUGGAAGGACUCUGACUGUUGUCCCAGGGGUUGUCAGCUCUCAGCAGAGGGCAAUUACAGGACCGAGAGAAUGAGCGCACACAAAGGAGCGUCUGGCCUAGGAGACGCUGCAGAGCUGUUGCAUAGGUGUCAGGAAAAGCUCUUUAGUGUUUAAUUUUUUUCAUCCAACCACUUCUCCAAGAGGCAAACAGCCAGAUGGGGUUUCCAGAGUUCAGUACGGCGUUGAGCCUCCCCACCAAGCCAGACAGGCUGUAAACAUGUCGCUUACACUAAUGCCAUAGAAAGUGCCUGGUAACUAGCCCUGAAUGCUGGGUACAUGCUGGUAGUUGUUUUCUGUGGCGCUCAGAAGGCAGAUCCCAGUGGAAGAGAUUUGGAUUUCAGUCCCUCCUAGAGGUACUCUGGGGUAUCUCCCUGGCUGUCAGUUACUCUGGAUUUGCACCUUGGUGGCUGAUAGCAGAAUCAAUUGGAAAUCUGGCCUUGUGCUCUUUUGAAACUCUGGCCCACAGAGACCACAGGAAUAGAAGCCAGAUCUUCCGAUUUCCAGUCCAAUGACCUAUCUGGUAGACCAGGAUUAAAGUUAAGCAGUUAGUUUAUAUUCCAACAUCCAAAUUUCCUUUGGAGCAUUGCAGUGAUACCUGAGCACUUCUAGUGUGGUGUGCUAGUCCAGCAUUCCUGGACCAUGGUGCUUCUGGGAAUAUCACAUCACAUCACUAGCCAAUCAUUGUCUCUGCUGUUUUACCAUCAUUCUUGGUACUAACCCUUCGUACACUGAUAUCAAUCCUAGGAAGAGACGGUGGUUCCCUAGGUCAGUGGUUCUCAACCAGGGAUACGCAGAGGUCUUCCGGGGAUACGUCAACUUAUCUAGAUAUUUGCUUAGUUUUACAACAGGCUAUGUGAAAAGCACUAGUGAAGUCAGUGCUAACUAAAAUGUCAUGCAAUGACAUGUUUAUACUUUUCUACAGGCUGUACACGGCAAUGUAAUACAAUAUUUAUAUUCCAGUUGAUUUAUUUUAUAAUUCCAUGGUAAAAAUGAGUUACUGAAAAUUGCUGACAGUGUGACGGUGACACUUUUUGUAAUUUUAUGAGUUUGUAAGCAAGGAGUUUUUAAGUGAGGUGAAACUUGGGGGUCGGCAAGACAAAUCAGCCGUCUGGAAAGGUUGAGAGCCCCUGCCCUCGGUAAAGCCAUGGGUACUUUCAAACUCUUGUAAAAGAGCCCAGUGCUAUUGAGGAAGAUGCUUUCAAAGAAAUGGAAAGGAUUAAAUAAAAUGAAAUAUAAUCCAUCA
This is a messenger RNA of Malaclemys terrapin pileata, 2767 nucleotides long. Its product is annotated as ectonucleoside triphosphate diphosphohydrolase 2-like. Gene Ontology annotation, molecular function: UDP phosphatase activity; GDP phosphatase activity. The coding region runs from base 9 to 1499 and encodes 496 amino acids. The record is from RefSeq and is a predicted model, not a curated record. NCBI's taxonomy places the organism in Eukaryota, Metazoa, Chordata, Testudines, Emydidae. Gene Ontology annotation, cellular component: plasma membrane. The transcript has 9 exons. Gene Ontology annotation, biological process: nucleoside diphosphate catabolic process.